Molecule: messenger RNA, 4213 nt
Organism: Canis lupus familiaris (dog)
Lineage: Eukaryota; Metazoa; Chordata; Mammalia; Carnivora; Canidae
Gene: RPE
Product: ribulose-5-phosphate-3-epimerase
Exons: 6
Coding region: 76-687 (203 amino acids)
Biological process (GO): pentose-phosphate shunt, non-oxidative branch; pentose-phosphate shunt; carbohydrate metabolic process
Cellular component (GO): cytosol
Molecular function (GO): D-ribulose-phosphate 3-epimerase activity; metal ion binding
Source: RefSeq, a predicted model, not a curated record
UGGCGUCCUGGCUGCAGGAUUGGCCCGUCCAUCCUUAACAGCGAUUUGGCCAACUUAGGGGCCGAGUGCCUCCGGAUGCUGGACUCUGGGGCCGAUUAUUUGCACCUGGAUGUAAUGGACGGGCAUUUUGUUCCCAACAUCACCUUUGGGCACCCUGUGGUAGAAAGCCUCCGAAAGCAGCUAGGCCAGGACCCUUUCUUUGAUAUGCACAUGAUGGUGUCCAGGCCGGAACAGUGGGUAAAACCAAUGGCUGUAGCAGGAGCCAAUCAAUACACCUUUCAUCUUGAGGCAACCGAAAACCCAGGGGCUUUGAUUAAAGACAUUCGGGAGAAUGGGAUGAAGGUUGGUCUUGCCAUCAAACCAGGAACUACAGUUGAGUAUUUGGCACCAUGGGCUAAUCAGAUAGAUAUGGCCUUGGUUAUGACAGUGGAACCUGGGUUUGGAGGGCAGAAAUUCAUGGAAGAUAUGAUGCCGAAGGUGCAUUGGUUGAGAACGCAGUUUCCAUCUUUGGACAUAGAAGUUGAUGGUGGAGUAGGUCCUGACACCAUCCAUAAGUGUGCAGAGGCAGGAGCUAACAUGAUUGUGUCUGGCAGUGCCAUUAUGAGGAGCGAUGACCCCAGAUCUGUGAUCAACCUGUUAAGAAAUGUUUGCUCAGAAGCUGCUCAGAAACGUUCUCUUGAUCGAUGAAACCACAAGGAGUCCAGUGUUUAUGCUUAUGAAAUCUUUUUACUGGAAGACAAGAAUAUAGACUACCAAACCUAUCACGGUUGAAGCAGUGCUAUUUUCCUGAGCAGCUGUUCAUUCCAGUGACUAAAAUCUAUUCUGCUGAAUGUUCCAAGAGGUUCGAAAUUGGUGUGUAUAACUACAUUUUUAGUGAUGGAAUUUAAAGAGGAGUGUGGUAAAAUACCAUUUUUACUGGGAGACUUGAUUUUUUAUAAAGUACAAAUACGUCUGUAUUAAGGUUAUAAACAGAAAUGUGUCUUAAUGCCUAAUGAAGGCAUACUAGCUACUACGAAAAAAUGUUUUCUUCUGCAUUUUACAUCUUCUCGCUUCUUGAUUGUUUUCCAAAGCAAAGGAAGUCCCUAUUCCUGUUUCGUGUCCUUUUUGAUUUGUGUGUGUAUGCAUGACAAUAUGAAUAGAAUGGAACUUGUGAAAAAUCUAAGAAUCUGGCUAGGGGGACAUACCGUAUUCUUUUUAAACAUGUUUUUUCCCUUGCACCUUACUUUUGAUACAUAAAAACUGUAAAAACCGUAAUAUGAAGCCCAGGGAUUUCAGGUGGUCUGUUCUAAAGUACAAGUAUAGAUUUUAUCAAGGUAUUUUCUUUGUUAGCUCUGUGGGAGGGGCAGGUUAUACAGUGAUCCCCACCUAUCCCUUUUUUUUUUUUUUUACCAUUCUUAAGGACAUGAGGAUGAUGUGCUAGCUCUGAGCAGAAAGGGAAGGAAAGCCUCUAUUUGGAAGUAAUACUGAGUUGAAUCUGGACUCUUUCCUUUCCAACUAUUUGACUUUAGCAAAUCAAAUCAUCCAGCCUCUUCAAGUAUCUGUUAACUGAUUUAUACAAUGAAUAUAAUUACAAUAAUUAUAUUGUGUUAUAGCAGGGUUGUGUUGAGCAUUAAAAGAGAUCAUAUGCUAGAUGUAAGGCUUCCACUACUAUUCCCAAAAUUGUAGGAUAGUUGAAUUGAGGAUGCUCAAUACAAGGUAGCUGUCAUUAUAUAAGUUUAUAUUUUGUAGCCUAUAAAGUACUUAGAUGUAAUCUCAUUAAAUCCACAAAUCUCCCUUGUGAGUAGUAGGACAGGUACUUUUGUUCCCAUUUUAAAAAUGAAGAUACUAGAGCCCAGCCACAGGCUGGUACCAUGGAAAGAAUCCAGUAGGGCAGAGGAUUUCUGGUUUGUACUCUUUCUACAAAUGGAAGCUCUUGGGGGGGGGUAGGGUUAGGCAGAGGAAGCCUCUUUUAUGUAACACUGUCUUAUUUCCAGUCUAAUUUUACCCUGUGGCAGAACCAGAUGGCUGAGGAUGUUCUGGAUACUAUGGAUUUUGACCCCAAGGAUAUAUAUUUUAUUAAUCCAACAAAGACCAGGUAGGCCAAAAGAGGACAAGGUACAGAGUUAAUCCGUAAACUAAAAUUGUGUCCCAAAUUACACUUUGACAAUAAAUAUGUAUCCAGUAUUUGCUACAUAGGGCAAGAAAGAAACAGGAGACCAGUGUCAUUAACUUCUUUAGGCUACUAUGAGUUUUGAGAAAUAAGGUUUGAAAAAUAACAUUAACAUUUUCGCAUAGAGCUUGGUUUUUUUCAAUACUUCAAUGUAAAAAUUUGUUGGUUUUUAUUUUGAAUUAGGAAAGGUUGGUGUCAUGAAUAGGUGGCACUUAAAUCAGAUAACACGAGGCAUAUAGAAAUAACUUUAAUUAAAAAACUUACAUAGAAGAUUAUGUCAGACAUGACAGAAAGAUUUGAGCUUAUUUGCUUAGACAACUUGGGUUUGUCUGGCUUUUGUUUUCUUUUUUAAAAAUAAAUGUACAGUAAAACUACAAGCAAAAAAUUUGUCAGUAUUGAAACUGCAUUUUUUUUCCUUCUUUACAGGGACUCCUAUAAUUUCUAGUCCCUAACAAAAACUUAGUGUCAAAUCCCCCCAGACUAGGCCAGAUGGCCAGGAUUGUCAGUUAAUAUGGGUAUUAUAACUUGAAAACCUUUUUUUACAUGAGAGAAAUUGUCCUCAACUUUUACAUAGAAAAAGUUAUAUGAUAACUUCAAAAGGAAUUUCCUUUCUUUAAUGUACACUCCUGUAUUCAGUAUUGAAGCAUUAUCCUUUAAAAAACUUUAAAAUUCUCACUCUAGGAUACAAGUAAGAAUAGAUGCUUAUUUGACUAGAGUGAGCUAUGGUAAGGAAUGACCAUUUUAAGUAGAAAUACAACAUUUUUUAUACUGAUACAACUUUCCUGUUUGUUGCUCAUUUUAAGUUGAUGUCUUCUUUUAUGAGAUACAUAAAAUAGAUAAAACUCAAGUUUUAUUUAUUUUAUUUUAUUUUUUUUUUUUUAAACUCAAGUUUUAAAAUAGACCAAUAGUUAAUCUGCUUUGCUUGUCUGAAUCUGUUAGCAAAUAGAAAGUAACCUGUGUUUAGUCUAACAGAUAACAGUGAUUUCAGAGAAAGGCGUAUUGUGUUAUCUGGUAUAGAAAUUUCCAUAAAUAACUUCUAUUGGCUAGACAUGUUUUUUAAAAAAAUUCCCUCCCUCUAUAGUCAAGACUUUAGAUAUCCAUUAUCCCUGGAACCUGUGCUUUAUUUAUAGUGCAGCUUACAUUUCCUGGGGUAGCUCAUACAUGCAUUUUCAAAUGGAGUGGUCACUGCCAGUGUUUUUUAAAACUAUGUGUGUGUAUGUGUUUGUAUACUGUAUACACACAUAUUUGUAUAUUCUAAUAUAUUUCUGGGGCAAUUUUAAUGAAUUACCCUGGAAAUUACAUAGAAAUGUAUAGAAAAAAGAGCUGUCAUUUGAUGCACAGGUAUAUUUGUGUGUGUGUGUGUGUAUAUAUAUAUAUGUAUGGGUAUAAAGUCUUUCAAAAGUUAUUUACCCAGUAAUGUGAUAUACCAUCAGAUUGCAGCAGUUAAUUUUUUGGUGCUUGUGAUUUGCAUCAUAAACACAAAAGACUAGCACUUGUCUGUAGGUGAAAAGCUAGUUAUUUCUGUGGUUGAAGAAUGAAAAAGAGACCUACCUUGCCUGUUUUAGAACAGCAUAAAAGAUUAAUACAUGCAGUACAUGCUCUUACUCUGGAAUUGUGACCGAAGGGGUUGGGGGAUGGAGAACAGGGCUUUUUUUUCCUCCUGUUUUCCACUCACGUACAUACUUUUUUUAACCUGUUGCCUGUCACCUAUUUUUUUUAACAUGAGUAAGUCCUAGACCAAAAGGUCUAUACUCUUCCAUUUCAUCUGCCUGCCUUUUUGGAUGGUGACUGUUCUCUGGUACACUGGUACAGAAGAUUUCACCAUGGGAAGCUGGGCUUGAACUUCCACUGUUAUCCUUUUUUCCAUCUUGGCAUAGUAAGGCUUCUGUGUCUUCAUCCUUCAGCGGAAAAGCCCGUCGUUCCCACCACAAAGACUGAAAGAACAUUUUCAGUUAAGUUUCAACUAAUUUGUUUAAAUUCAUGUAUCAAAUAGUCCUUAAAUGUCAAUUUUAUGAUUACUAUUUUGUUAACACAUAAAUGAACAAACUUUCAUUUGGACCUGAA